AUGAACGCACAUAGUAACAACAAUCAAAAUAUCGGUCCCUAUGUUAUUCGAUCAGAAAUUGGACGCGGCUCCUUCGCCAUUGUUUACAAGGGAAAGCAUUCAGAAACGAAGCGCGUGGUCUCCAUUAAGAGUGUAUUGACGAAGAAAUUAACCAAGAAACUACUGGAGAACUUGGAAAGCGAGAUAUCAAUUCUAAAGGAAAUUCGACAUGUGCACGUUGUAGAAUUAAUAGACUGCAUUAAACUUGGCAGGUUUAUCCACCUCGUUAUGGAGUACUGUUCGUUGGGGGAUUUAAGCUACUUCAUUCGGAAACGAGAGAAAUUUAGCAGUAUCCCUUCUUUGGCCUGGAUUAAUGUAGACCAUCCACCUGUCUAUAAAGCAGGAUUGAACGAAACGCUAGUUCGUCAUUUUAUGCAGCAAUUGGCUUCUGCACUUCAAUUCCUACGCUCUCGAUCUUUAAUACAUCGAGAUGUGAAACCUCAAAAUUUGCUUCUACAACCUCCGCCAACUGAAGCCUUUUUAGAGCAACAUCCUCAGUUUAUUGGUAGCCCAAAGUUACCCAUGCUGAAACUGGCUGACUUUGGGUUUGCUCGUUACCUUCAAACAUCUAGCAUGGCUGAAACUCUGUGUGGAUCUCCUUUAUACAUGGCUCCUGAAAUUUUGAGAUAUGAAAAGUAUGAUGCAAAAGCAGACUUAUGGUCCGUGGGCGCUGUUCUUUAUGAAAUGGCCGUUGGAAAACCCCCAUUUAAAGCUCCCAACCACGUAGAACUUUUACGCCGUAUCCAGCGUGCAAAAGAUGUUAUUAAGUUUCCAGAGGAGGCUUUCGUUCAUUCGGAUAUAAAAGGAUUGAUCUGUGCCUUGCUAAAGCAAAACCCCGCAGACCGCAUUGAUUACGACCAUUUUUUUGCUAGUAUGGUAAUUACAGCUCCAGUAAUAGAUGAUUCUUCGUUGACUGGUAGCGAUAUUCAGGAUGCAAUCAAGGGUAUAAAUAUCCCUUCUUCUAGCCCUGCAUAUAUCACCGACUUUUUCCCGAAAAGCAACCCCAAUAACCCUCCUGGCGGUUUACUACGACAAGCCUUCCAAGCCCAAGGAUCUGUACAGCAACCAACAGAUAUAUCCAAUCGACGACAUUCCGCCCGUUACGCACAGGAUGGUACAACAUUGCCUCAUGCCCCCGCUGUUUUUCCACUCGAAAGUGCACCUCCUGCCAGCAAUUUUCCUACGCAUUUCAAUUCCAAUUCGAACUUACCAAUCUCCGAGCAUAAACACCAUAAUAACCAUGUACCCGACAGAAGUAGUACUUAUGUCGUCGUCGAUCGACAUACUAUAAACUCCAUUGAACGCCAUUCUGAUGACGAAUUAGACCAAGUUCAAAACCAGGAGCCUUCUGUGAAGGGGAACUCACCUUCUCCAAACGAAGACGUUUUUCAUGGAAGUUUUUCACCUGAAAGCUUGCCAUCCAACACCCAAGCAUAUGUUCAUCCCCGUCGCAUUCCUAUACCUUAUAUGAAAGCCAAUGCCUAUCCGCCCCAUAAUCCGUACAUGUCGCAUACACCAGUUACGCAGUUACGGAGGGCUUUUGAACAGACACCUGUGUCGCUACCAAAUGCGCCUAGUGGUAACAGUCAUGAAAGUGCAUUGGAAAGAGCGCUUAAUGUUGCCAAUGCAAAACUUAAUCAUGGAGUUGAUGGUAUUUCGAGUAAAAGCCCUAUUCAGUCAUUACCCAAGCAAACUAGCUUGUCAAGCCGUACGAAUGCACCUGUUAAUCGCCAGGCCAUGAAUAAGACCCUAAUGGAAGUUUUGGAGGAUCUCGCUGUUAAAUCAAAUGCUGUUUUCCAUAUGGCUGAGGUGAAGUUAAUUCAAGUGCUUCCGUCUUUGGAAAUUGACGAAGCGCAAAAUGAUUCAUUAAAAGACGCUCGACUCACGUCAGCAUCGUUAGUUUCCUUAGUGAAAGAAUCACUGACUUUAUACCAAAGGGAUAUUGAGCUCCUUCAAAUUGCAUUUAAUUUUUUCUCUACCGUUUUGUCUAAUAAGGAUGAGAAGGAUUCGGCUGAGUGCCGAGAAGCAAUGGAAUGGUAUCAAAGAAGAUAUGUAGAGAGCCUAGAGAAAUCUGAGUUCCUAAAGGCCGUUGUAAACUCAUAUUCCUUUGUAAAUACUAUACGAAUGGUCAAACCCGCGUUUGCAUCGCAACUCAUCUACCAGAGGGCUUUAGACAUAUCUCGAAACGCUGCUACCUCCGAACUUUCCGGUAAUGAUUUGGUUAGUUCAUUGAAGAAUUAUAAAGUAGCCAAUAAUUUGUUGGAAUCACUACUCGAAGGUGAAUUCUCGAUUCCUACCGGCACUGAAGACUUCAACAACACUUUUACUAUCCAGAAACUAAUCACCCUAAUUACAAAGCGCUUGGACUUGUUACAAGGUAAACUGCAAGAAAUUCUCCCAAAUGUGACCGAUAAGGUUUCUGAAGGAGUAGCUAAUAUGACCCUUACUACGAAUUAUGCAUGA
This is a messenger RNA of Schizosaccharomyces osmophilus, 2502 nucleotides long. It is a transcript of the gene atg1, whose product is annotated as autophagy serine/threonine protein kinase Atg1. Gene Ontology annotation, biological process: autophagosome organization; autophagy; protein autophosphorylation. Gene Ontology annotation, molecular function: ATP binding; protein serine/threonine kinase activity. The transcript is spliced from 4 exons. The coding region runs from base 1 to 2502 and encodes 833 amino acids. Lineage: Eukaryota; Fungi; Ascomycota; Schizosaccharomycetes; Schizosaccharomycetales; Schizosaccharomycetaceae. The record is from RefSeq and is a predicted model, not a curated record. Gene Ontology annotation, cellular component: autophagosome; cytoplasm.